This is a messenger RNA of Drosophila kikkawai, 4981 nucleotides long. It is a transcript of the gene Rich, whose product is annotated as Guanine nucleotide exchange factor subunit Rich. The record is from RefSeq and is a predicted model, not a curated record. Gene Ontology annotation, cellular component: cytosol; Ric1-Rgp1 guanyl-nucleotide exchange factor complex; Golgi membrane. Gene Ontology annotation, biological process: retrograde transport, endosome to Golgi; intracellular protein transport. Gene Ontology annotation, molecular function: protein binding. Lineage: Eukaryota; Metazoa; Arthropoda; Insecta; Diptera; Drosophilidae.
GUGAUUUCGGGGCUGUUGGCCAACACUGAAACUUGUAUACGCGUAAAUCGCAAAUAAAUUUGUUUGUGCCGUGGAAUGUUUUUGUAAAAGUGCUAAUUAGUCGACGGAGGACAUGUAAAACGGAGCCUGACCCACACCAUUGACUUAACACACACGGAGGAGGAGGAGCAUGUACUUUCCCGUGGGCUGGCCCAAGCGGGUUGGCCUGGCGCUGCCCGGCGAGGGCGCCUGCAUCCGGCACAUCUGCUGCGACGCCGUCAAGAUACUCGUGGCCGCCGUGGGCGAUGACUUCCUAGGCAUUUGGUACGCGAAUCCGCUGAUUCCCAUUGCUUACUUUCGCCGCUCCCAGGACUCGCUGCGGCAGUAUGGCUCCAACCAGCUGAUCGUGUGGAAGCCGGACUCCCGGCAACUGGCAGUGCUAAGUGCUGGUGGCGCCCUGCUUCUCUACCAGUUGGAUUUCGAUGCUAACGGCAGUGGGAUCUUGCUGCAGGUGGAUCCACCAGCCGCAAGCCUGAAGCGGGACUCCGCCGAGCUAUUCAUCAAGGAGAACAUCCCGCGCCUGAGCCUGCGCGAGCUGUGCAGCGUCACCCUGGGUUCCGUCAUCACCACCGUGUGCUGCAUCAGCCUCAGCGAACUGCUGUUGGCCACGCAGUCGUGCGAGUUGCUGCGGCUGCAGUGGGCCCAACUGGAGCAGGCCGAGAACGAGCUGGAGGUGCCCGCCCUGGCCGCCAUCAAGCUGCGCGACAUUCCGUUCUACGUGCAGCAGCAGCAGGCUCAGCAGGGCUCCGCCCGGAACGUGCCACCCCUAAGCCGGGACUCCUAUGUCGCCUCGCUGGAGUACUCGCCCUUCAUCGGUGGCUGCGCGGCGGUCUUUAGCGAUCGGCGUGCCGCCUUCCUGAUUGCCAACCAUCUAAAGUUCGAAACGGAUCACAUGCACGGCUUCUGGGUACCCGACGUGGAGGAUGCCAGCGUGUGCAGCGUGAACCACAAGUUCCGGCUGCUUGCCUACGGCCAGGAGAGCUCCGGCGUGAAUGUAUAUGCGAUUGACGAUGCUACCGGCGGACUGGAGUUCUCGCACCGUCUGAUGCUUACGGAGAACGUGCUGCCCGGCAGCUUGGGGGCGGUCAACGAGCUAAAGUGGAGUCCUGAUGGCUGCGUCUUGGCCGUGAGUUGGACGAAUGGCGGCCUGUCGCUGUGGAGCACCUUCGGAGCUUUGCUGAUGUCCACCUUGAGCUGGGACUUUGGCCUAAACGUGGACCUUCUUCGACAGAAUCCGCUCAAGCUGCGCCGCCUGGAGUGGUCCACCGAGGGCUACCAGCUGUUUAUGCUGACGCAGGAGCAGCUGCAGGGCAGCCGGGACAAGGAGCAGAGCAACGUACUGCAGCUGCAGUUCGUAAAGAGCGCACUGAGCAUGAAUCCCUGCAUGACCACCAACCCGCACAUCCUGCUGCAGGGCGACGAUUGCCUGUACCUCAAUCAGGGCAACAAUCUGGAGCGGACGUAUGCCGGCAGCCAGUCCACAUUCCCCUCGAGCGGUAGCUCAGAUCAGGCAACGGCGACGGACAGCGAUAGCGACUGCCUGGAGCUGAAGCAGAGCCCGCACACGGGCAGCAUCCUCACGGAGAGCAAGUACUGGACUGUGCUGCAACUGCCGCUGAACUAUGCGGCCACCAACUGGCCCAUUCGGUAUGCCGCAAUCGAUGCGGAUGGCCUUCACCUGGCGGUGGCUGGCCGCACUGGACUGGCACACUACUCGCUGGUGAACCGCCGCUGGAAGCUCUUCGGCAACGAGUCGCAGGAGAAGGACUUUGUGGUAUCUGGCGGCCUGCUCUGGUGGCAGGGCUUCGUGGUCAUGGGCUGCUACUCGCUGCUUGACCGCACGGACGAGCUGCGCUGCUAUCCGGCGGAGUGCAAGCUGGACAACCAGUUCGGACACAAGCUCCAGGUGCGGGCUCCGGUGAUCAGCCUGAACUCCUUCCGGCACCAACUGAUCGUUCUCACGGCGGACGGAAUCGUGAGUUUGUUCAACAUGACCAAGAAAUCGGCAUACGCUUUGGACAUUGAGUGCGCCUACGAGCUGGACGUAAAGAGUAUCUGCAUCCAUCCUGCGUGCAUUGUGAGCCUGACAGUCACCAACCUCAAGAACGAGCUAAAGCCGCAGGGACAACAGCUGGCAGAGCAGGCGGAAACCAUCAUUGUGAACGUGUGCGGCCGCAUCCUGAUGAUUCAGCGCGAUGCUGGGGAGCAGGUUCCCAACACCUUGCUGGCCACCUGCCUGGCCAGCUGCGUGGAGGUCUUCUGGCUGUCGCACUCCCUGGAGCGUUGUGCGAUGCGCGACUGCCUCUGGCUGUACUCGGGAGCCCAUGGCAUGCGUGUGUGGCUGCCCAUCCUGCCGCCGGGCAGGGAGCGGCGCGAGGGAGAACAAGGCGGAGCCCAGCGGCUGCACAGCUUCAUGUCUAAGCGGAUAAUGCUGGGCUUUCCCCUAAAGCUCUAUCCGCUGGUUGUGCUCUUCGACAACGUGAUUGUGCUGGGCGUGGAGAACGAAAGCACGCUGUAUGCCAACGAGGAGGGCUCCCACUUCUCCCUGCCAUUCGCCACCAUGGAGCGCAAGUCGCAAAUCUACCUGCACAAGGUUCUCCGCCAGCUGAUCAAACGGAAUCUCGGAUACUCGGCCUGGGAGAUUGCGCAGUCUUGUCGCUCGCUUCCAUACUUUCCGCACGCUUUGGAGCUGCUCCUGCAUGAGGUACUAGAGGAGGAGGCCACCAGCAAGCAGCCGAUUCCGGAUGCCCAGCUACCCAGCAUUCUGGACUUUAUACGCGAGUUUCCCGUCUACCUGGAGACCAUAGUGCAGUGUGCCCGCAAGACGGAGAUUGCCCUGUGGCCUUACCUUUUCUCGAUGGCCGGAAAGCCCAAGGAGCUGUUCCAGCUGUGCCUACAGUCGGAGCAGUUGGACACAGCGGCCAGCUACCUGAUAAUACUGCAGAACUUGGAGCCCUCGGUGGUGAGCAAGCAAUAUGCCACCAUGCUGCUUGACAUUGCACUGCAGCAGCGCAAGUGGGAGCUAGCCAAGGACCUGAUCCGCUUCCUCAAGGCCAUCGAUCCCAACGAAAUCGACUCGCCGCGGUCUUCUAUGGUGGUGAAUGUCAAGAUCGCUCCACCGCCGCAGGUGAACACGCAGCAGCAAGUCAAUCAGAAUGCGGAUGCCUUCAACAUGGUCCUGGGUCCCAUCGCCCGGGAGCGCAGUUUCUCCACCACUGUGACCAGCAACCUGCCCAAGGACAAGCAGGCGCUGCCUGGAGCCGGAGUGCCGCCUGUGGCCGAGUCGAGCAGUUCCGGGCCACCAACGGUGGUGCGUCGUCGCUCCACGAAGCAGCGAGAGACAUUCUGCAUCGACCUAAUCCUCCAGCGCCAUGCCCGUCAGUUGCUGCAAAACCACAAGCUGAUGGAUCUUGGCUAUAUGUGCGCCUACCUGGACUUCCAUUUGGUCACGUGGCUGUCGCAGGAAGCGGAGAAGGCGGCCAAACUAGACGACUUUGCCGGCGCCCUGCUGGCCCUGCACGCGGAGCUUCAACUGCCCAGUCCAUUCCCGCCACCAUCAAAGGACGACUUUGCCCAGCUGCGCGGCAGUCACCGGCAGGCAGGUGGCGGGGGGUCCUCCUCGCAGACCUCAGAGUCGGGCUACUUCAGCCUGGCUACGCCAAACGGUGCGGCCACCCAGUCGCCGCAGCUGCAGCCAAGCAUCAAGGAGGAGGAGGCCGAGGAGCCGCAACAGCCCAGCUCGCUGCCCGUCCUGAAGACGCGUUCCGAAUCGCAAUUGUCUUUUGAUAACUUCCGCUACCGUCGAUUGUACUCCCUGCCAGCCUCCGAGGACGACCUGGCCGUGGAUCCGCUGCCCGCGAAGCUGUCCAUCAAGCUGCGCUAUCUGCUGCAGCUCUUCAGCGAGGCCAAUUGCACGGACUACGCCCUGGUGCUGUCGAUUUUGCUACAGGACGCUGCCUCCAUAUCUCGGAUCGUGAACGGGAUAAUCCGAAGCGAGUCGGUGCACACCUGCCGGCGCACGGAGACUGCCCUGAAGCAGCUCAGCCACAGCACAUUCGAGCACAGCGGUUCUCUAUACCGGGGAUUUGUGCUCACCCUGCAGCCGCAUAUCUACCUGCUGGAGCAGUAUAUUCAGUCGCUGGGAGACGCCGCUAAUACACCGCUGCAAGACGUCGGCACGGCCAGUGAACAGGGUGUGGACGCAGUAACGGGAAUCCAUGAGCUCGAGGAUGAGGAGGAAGAUUUUGUGCCAAAAUCCCAGCAGGCUAAUGGCAACCAGUGGAUGGUGACCACUGCUGACCUGCGGCCAAAUCACCAGCGUCUCACGCGGCACGCCAGUCUCGAAUCGAACGGGAACGCCACGAUGGUCAGCGGCUCCUCCGCCCAGUCUACGCCCACGCAGCGCCAGAUGCCAAGGCAGAGCAGCGGCGAGCGCGAGGGCUGUCGCCUCAUGUAAGCGGUUAGCCGCAGUCCGUAAUCCGUCAGCCGUGAGCCGGGAGCCGAAAGCCGUCAGACGUAAGCCGUAAGCUGGGAGCCGUAAUCCGUAAACCGUGAGUCGUAAUCCCGUAUUCCACAUACUCAGUGUAAGGACGUAGACAUAUACGUACUCAAUACGUGCAUACUUUUUGUAACUCCGUGGCGAAAAGCCUGGUUUUGUUCGCCGUAACUUGUUGUUGAAUUUUUCCGUUAAUUGUAAGUCAGCGUACAUACACAGAAUUAGAGACAGAGAGAUGGGAUCGGGUCCCGGAGGAGGAACACGCAGACAACGAAGCGAAAACAAACAUCCGUGUAAACGUAUGAAGCAUACGUAACGUAAUCCAUAAUUUAGUAGAUGAAAUUUGCUGCAAUAUUUGUUAAUUAAAAUUAUACAAACAAUAUACUUAAAUAUACAAAUCAAAUACAAUUAUAUUUUUACUAAUAAAUGAAACUAUUUAACAAUAAA